AUGUCUUCGAGACAGUGGUUGUCAUCGACGGCCGCAUCAGUGGAUGGUUUGCCUAAACUAAUAGUUCCCGAGUUUAACAAAACCAUUGAUAGACUGAAAGUGUCGACCAAACCAUUCGCAAGAAGUGGUGAAGAAUUGCAUAAUUUAUACCAAAUUAUAGAUGACUUCUCCCGAAGUGAUGGCAUCGGACCCAAACUCCACAGUCUUCUGGAGCACAAGUCAUCGCAAACUAAUAACUGGUUGUCUCACGACUGGUGGAUCAAUAAGGCAUACCUGGAGGGUAGGGAUUCAGUGAUGAUUUGGUCCAAUCCUGGACUCGUAUUCCCAGAUCUGAAGACAUUGACGAGGACUGCGAACAAGGAAUUUGUGGUUCAAUUCAUUUCUCGACUCAUUCUCAGUGUCAUUGACUUUAGAAAUGCAUUGAAAAGUGGAGUCAAUCCAGAACUGUCACCAAAAUCUGGGUCCAAACCGGUGCCUAAGGUGUGUAUGGAUCAGUACACUAAGAUCUUCGGCACUUGUCGUAUGCCUGGAAAUCCUGUCGACACAAUCAGAUUCGGUUCACUCGAAAGCAGUGAUAUCUCUAUAAUAAUCAGUCGAUUGAAUCGAUUCUAUAAAUUAUCUCUAAAUGAAAGCACUGACAAAGAGGUGAUGUUAUGGCAGAUCCAGUCCUCAGUGAAUCACAUCUUAUCUCAAAGUCCGUCCGAAACGAACCUAUCAUUCGGCAGUUUCUCAGCUCUGCCUCGAAAUGACUUUUCAACUGUUUUUCGGUUAUUGAAUGACAACUCUUUGAAUGAAAUAAUUGAGAGUCAAUUCGUUGUGAACAUCGAUCACAUCGACUGCUCUAAUGACACGUUUAAAGAUAAUGAAUCCUAUUAUAAAGUUAUGGGCAAACAGUCGCUUCACGCAGACAUUGAGAAUAUUGGGAACCGUUGGUUCGAUAAGACUAUUCAACUACUGAUUGUGACCAAUAAAAGUGGUGAUCAGUUGAUUGGUUCAGCGUUUUGUUACGAACACACGCCGGCCGAAGGGGGGACUAUAGUUAAGCUGAUGGAGCACUCAAUCAAACACUUAAUGUCCGAUAAAACUAUGUCUUCGAAGAAUCAGAUGACUGCAGAUCUUAAAGAACUAACUCUCGCCACGAAUGAUACUUACGAUAAAUUAAAGGCAUCCGAAGAGUUCUCUAAACAAAAAUAUUUGGAUUUUGUUAAUUCACUUGACUUAGAAAUUCUUGAGUUUAAAGAUUACGGCAAAGAAUUUAUUAAAAAUGUCAAAUGCAGUCCAGAUUCUUGGAUUCAAUUGGCUAUUGCUCUGACCUACUAUAGACUUCAUGGCAAAGUAGGGGCAACCUAUGAAUCAGGCGGGACUCGGAUGUAUUCAUUUGGAAGGACUGAGACUAUUAGGAGUGUUACUCAAGAAUUCGUAGAUUUUUUCAAAACCCCAAACUUUCAGACUUUGAUGAAUGCAAUUGAAAGUCACAAAAAUGUUGCUAAGAAUGCAGUCAGUGGUCAUGGCAUUGAUCGCAUCCUUUUGGGUUAUAAUUGUGUCGCACAAGAAGUAAAGAGUGGUGAAUGGAAGUGGGGUUUGUCUCAACAUGUCAUUGAUAAUCCACUCAAUGAAUCAGACUAUCAAACGCUACAAACUCUAUACUCUAACGAAUUGUAUGUGAGAUCAAAGCACUUCCAUAUGUCGACCUCACAGGUGGCCUCUAUAUCUCCCGACUCUUUCAUGUGUUACGGACCUCUUGUAUUGGCAGCCAAUCUAAACUUUAAGUCUUCAGUUAAGACUCAAUUAUGCCAUAACACAAUCGUUGUACUGAUUGUCGUGUCUGUCGGGUAUUCCUCCACACUGUCAUCGAUGGCACUGAAUCCCAAUUACGAGCAAAUCGGCAAAACCUUUGUCCAGCAGUACUACCAACUGAUGGACGACUCGACCCAACGGCCAAAUGUGGCCAACUUCUACACCGAACAAAAGUCUUUGAUGUCUUUCGAAGGCCAGCAAAUGAUGGGCCGAACGAAGAUCAUGGAGAAGAUCCAGAGCCUGACGUUCCAGAAGAUCCAACACAUAAUAACGGCGAUCGACGCGCAGCCGACCUUCGAUGGCGGCGUUCUGGUGGCCGUCUUGGGACAGCUCAAGACAGACGACGAUCCGCCGCAUACUUUCAAUCAGGUCUUCGUCCUCAAGCCCGCCAACGAUAGCUUUUAUGUCGAACACGACUGCUUCCGAUUAGCUCUUCACGUCUAACCACCGAUCAGUUCAAUGACAUCUCAAUUCAAUUGCAUUCAGAGUUAGUCUUCAAACUCCGGAUCCUUACUAUCGAUUCAAAUCCGUGUGUUUGUCAUCAAUCAGUAAAUAAUUUUCAAUACUUUUAAAUUCAAUAUUUUAGUCUUCAUUUGAAAGACACAUUAAUUAAUAAAAAAAAAGAAAUCGUUUUAAUUAUUGGCUUCAAAUUAAA
Messenger RNA from Oppiella nova, 2452 nucleotides. Lineage: Eukaryota; Metazoa; Arthropoda; Arachnida; Sarcoptiformes; Oppiidae. The record is from the annotation of a GenBank genome assembly.